This is a messenger RNA of Lotus japonicus, 1169 nucleotides long. Its product is annotated as cytosolic sulfotransferase 14-like. The transcript is spliced from 2 exons. The record is from RefSeq and is a predicted model, not a curated record. Gene Ontology annotation, biological process: sulfation. Gene Ontology annotation, molecular function: sulfotransferase activity. Bases 42 to 1085 code for a protein of 347 amino acids. NCBI's taxonomy places the organism in Eukaryota, Viridiplantae, Streptophyta, Magnoliopsida, Fabales, Fabaceae. Gene Ontology annotation, cellular component: cytoplasm.
UUUCAAGCUGCCUAUAUAGCUGCCAUUUGCUGUUUGCUCCAAUGGCUUCAACACCUCAUGUAACAGAAAACCAACCAAAGGCUCGGGCUGGGCAGCAAGAAGCAAAAGAAGAAGACAUGCUAAGUGAAGAAGGUAAGGAGCUAAUUCAAACUCUUCCUAGGGAGAAAGGUUGGAUAACUUCCUAUAUCUAUCUUUACCAAGGCUGUUGGAUCUCACCAAAUGCAAUCAAAGGAAUAAUCCCUUUUCAAAAGCAGUUCCAAGCUAAAGAUAGUGAUAUUGUUGUUCCCAGCCUUCCAAAAUCAGGCACAACCUGGUUGAAAGCUCUUACCUUCGCCAUAGUUAACCGCCACCAAUAUUUGCCUUCCUCAAAUGACCACCCAUUACUCACAUACAAUCCGCAUCAUAUUGUGCCUUUCUUCGAACUUGCUGUCUACGGUAAUUCCACUAAUCAAUCUUCUUUCACAUCCUUGAUGACGACGAAGCGAAGAAUCUUCGGUACUCAUCUCAUGUUCCCUUCACUGGCCAAGUCCAUCAAAGAAAACUCCAAAUGUAAGAUAAUUUAUAUUUGUAGGAACCCAUUUGACAACUUUGUAUCUCUUUGGAUCUUCUUCAACAAAGUUAAGCCAGAAUCUUUACCUAAGUUCACUCUAGAAGAAGAUUUUGAAAGGUUCUCCAAGGGGAUAAUUUCAACACCGUAUGGUCCAAUUUGGGACCAUAUGUUAAGUUACUGGAAUGAGAGCAUAGCAAGACCAGACAAGGUUUUGUUCUUGAAGUAUGAGGAUCUUAAAAAAGAUAUAGAUUUUCACGCGAAGAAGGUGGCCGAGUUCUUGGGUUGUCCUUUCAGUGAGGAAGAGGUAAGUGGCGGGGUGAUUGAAAACAUUGUCAAAUUGUGUAGUUUUGAGAAGAUGAAAGAAUUGGAGGUUAAUAAAUCUGGGACUGUGGACCGUUUUAACAUUGAGAACAAGCAUUUCUUUAGGAAGGCUCAAGUAGGGGAUUGGGUGAAUCACCUUUCACAUUCAAUGAUUGAAAAGUUAUCCAAAAUCACACAAGAAAAGUUAAGUGGAUCAAGCCUAUCAUUUAGCUAGAGAGUGCUCUUAACAGCCCACGCAAGCUUCCCAGCUUUGGUUAAUGGUUACUAUUUCUAAAAUAAGUGGCUAGCUAGCCACAUA